AUCUCUCUAGGGCAAGGUGACUUAUCAAUAUACUGACCUGUAUUUACUCCCCCAAAAAUGAAAUGAUAAUUAGCUGAUAAUGUGGCAAUCAUAAAGACCUACAAAUGCCAUGAUGAUUUGGACGAGACUGCUGAAUUGAGGUAAAGGUAAGAAUCGCUGGAUUAACUAUCUAAUGUUAGCUAAAUUUAGUAAUGAAUAAAUUGGCUAAAUUCCUUUUAAAUGGGCAAUUCUGUAAACUGUCUUGUGCCCGUUUUAAAUUGACACAAUGCCUGUUAGCAAAGGUGUCAGCGAGAGAUGACGUGCAGGAGCUUGCAGUGAUUUGUAGUCUUGUAUGAUGUCUACUUAGACUCUAAUUAGCUUUUUAAAAUCUAAGAGUAAAUAGAGCUGAGCUGAGCUUGGCCUCUAAGACCCUCACAAACUUCUACAAAUGCACCAUUGAGAGCAUCCUGUCAGGCUUUAUAACCGCCUGGUGCAGAAACGGCACUGUCCGCAACACAGCCCAACGCAUUGCCGGGGGCUCAUUGCCUGCCCUCCAGGACAGUUACAGCACCCGGUGUCACAGGAAGAUCAUCAAGGACCACAGCCAUCCGAGCUACGGCCUGUUCACUCCAGUACCAUCUAGAAGGCGAGACUGAGAAACAGCUUUUAUCUCCAGGCCAUCAGACUGUUGAACAGUCACCACUAGCCUUAGUCACUAUUCUAGCCGGCUACCACCCGAUACUUUACCCUGCACCUUACUGCCUUGUGUACAUAGUUAUUGAACACUGGUUACUUUAAUAAAGUUUGCAUACUGUUUUACCAACUUUAGGUGUAUAUACUGUAUUCUAUAUAACUACUGCUGUACGCACCUUUUCUAUCCAUAUACUGUCCAUACUGUCUUUUCACACCAUUAUAUUUAUGUACAUUAUAUAUUUUUAUUUUCUGUUCUGACUUUGCUCAUUAUGAUGUUUCUCAAUUUUCUGGAUUAUGUGUGUACUUAUUUAUUUGUAUUUCUAGAUAUUUCUGCACUGUUGGGGCUAGAAACACAAGCCUUUUCUGCACCUGCUAUAACAUCUCUGUACCUGACCAAUAAACUUUGAUUUGAGCUGCUCAAAGUGACAACCAUUUGAGAGCUGCGCGCUCUUGCUCCCCAUCGGAUUAUUCCGCUCAAACUAGGCUGAAGCGGGCCACUGAUGUGGAUGAUUUACUCGCCUGGAGGGUUUCCAAAACCUCCCCUGGCCAGCGGGCAGCCCUGCAUAUUUCACACUGAUUUGUGAAGGAAGAGGAGACCAUGUGGAAGUCACAUGAACAACAAGGAUGAGACAAAAACAACUGGGAGUUAACUUGUUGAGGAGAGGACUGCUGCCGCCCAACUUCUCCCUCCAACUGGGGAUUUGCUGCUUGUCCCACCCUCCACCCAAACAUAUGCAAUGAACAGCACUACUCAGCCCCCUGCCAUCAUAGACGGGGAUGUGGCAGUCAGUUCCGUGUUGGUACCAUUCUUCCUCAUCACCUUUAUCGGGAUAGCUGCAGCUGUGGUGAUGUAUGUGCGCAGGAAGAGAAGAAUUGACAGGCUCCGGCACCAGUUGCUUCCAGUCUAUACCUACGACCCCUCAGAAGAAUUACAUGAAGUUGAACAGGAAAUGCUGUGGAAAGAGGAAGAUACUAAGGUGGUGAAGGGUUGGGCACGGUCCUACCAGCAGCAACGUCCCCUGUUGAUGAAAGAUGCCCAUGCAUGAGUGUGUUGGAGCAGGACAUCGAUCUGUGCCAUCCUACAGAUCAGUGGAGUUAACCCUUGAGAUGCCAGAUUUGUCAAUCAUUAAACAUAAAGUUUUUUUUAGGAAAAGCAUGAUAAAUGGGAACAGCCUGUCAUAACUUUGCAUCAUCAUCUUUGUCAUUAUCAUCCAUCAGUCAUCACCAUCUCUGUUGGAGCAUUUACUUUGUACAGCGUCAGCCUCUAAGCUAAGGGGAGGUUGGUUAUUAUGUGAACCUCUGAAGCCAUGCCCGUUUUCACGAAAGCCAUACCCUAAACCACGACAUGUUGGCUAACUACUAGUGGACAUUAUUUAUUUGAGACUAUUUAUUCAUUAUUUUUUUAACUGUGUUUGUGUGUAUGAUUAUGUGGGUGUUACUGCAACAUUUGCCUUAAUGUCCAUUGUUACUCUUUUAAGUAGUACUAUACCAGUGAGAUUAGCAAAGCCUUGACCUUGGGUGGGAUGCUUCCCGUUGUACUACUAGUUUUAGUGGUGUAAAAUUAGGUUAAUAUGUCCCUCACUAUUCAAUGUCAUAAGUUACACAGAUGUGCAGUCAAUCAAUUUGAGUCCUGCAAUUUUCCUUGUUUGUUGCACUGUGAAUACCAUUAUCAAAGCAACCAAAGUAAUACCUCCUUCUAGUCAUCAUCCAGAUAUGUGAUUAUAAAACGGUGGUGAAGAGAGAGCAAGAUUGUUUCCUGUUCUCUCUCUAUUUUGUUUCACUUGAGUUGUUUCAAACAUCACAUUCAGAAAUAGGAUGUGCAGAGAGAGAGAGAGCCCUCUGGCUGUAUCUGGGAUGUCACAUAAUGGCCAAUGAAUGUAGAUAGUGAACCAGCCUCCCCUACCCCACCCACUCCUCUCCAUUAUUUAGCUGUGACUACUGCCCUAAAAAUGUCCUGUCUGGAAGACAGGGCAACAGGAUUGUUGUUCUUCUAGCAGAAGAAUGUCAUAGGCCUGACUGUAUGCAGGAAACCUCAUGUCGGUAAAGAAAUGAGUGAACAGUGAUUCAUCCUUGUAUAAUGUGCUCUAGUCUAGGUUACCCACCUUUCCUCCUUGCAUUUGUGAAUGUCAUUCAGGAUGAGAGAUGAAGGCUCCCAUUUGAAAUUAACCAUCUUAUCAGCGCAUGUAUAUGUAUGUAGGAGUCCACUCAAUAAUUUAAACAGGGAAAUAUGUAUUUCCAUUCAUUUGAAUGUGGAAUUUAGACUUUUGACUUGAAUAAUUGACUUUUUCCCUGAAUGCUAACAGCUAUGUAUUACGCUCCACUAUUUAUAAAGUCGGAGUUAAUUCCCAUGCACAUUAAACAAUGCAUUCGAUUUAAAAUUCGGAGUGUGUUCUGAAAAGAAAAUACAGGAUAGACUACUGAUGAAAAUACAAAUUCUACAUGUAAUUUUGACAUCACUUAUCAAGAUUUUGCACACUUGUUCAAGACUGAUUUAUUUUUGUUGCUUUUCAAUUGAAGCACUAAUUGUCUGUCCAUGAAGUAAACUUGUAUGCAUCUUAGUGAGAAUAUGGACUUUUUAUAGAUGGUCUGGAUGUAAAGCAAAAAUAAAAUGGAAAGGAGUUCCUA
Oncorhynchus keta (chum salmon) is the source of this 3297-nucleotide messenger RNA. RefSeq names its product small integral membrane protein 29-like. Lineage: Eukaryota; Metazoa; Chordata; Actinopteri; Salmoniformes; Salmonidae. The transcript is spliced from 6 exons. Bases 1410 to 1718 code for a protein of 102 amino acids. The record is from RefSeq and is a predicted model, not a curated record.